CUGCAAUCUAUGGAGAAAGGCGUGGCACUGGAGAAGGAGCUGCGUUGUUUGCUGCGAUGGAAGAAGAAUACGAAGGUGAAGCGCCGGUGCAACCGUCGAAGCCCCGAGGUCGCCACAUAAAGAAAAGAGCUACCAAGAACAAAGCACUCUCCGUUUCUUUUAACGAGAAGGAUCUCAGGGAUUACGUAACUGGGUUUCACAAGAGGAAGAAGAAGCGAAGAAAGGAAGCCCAGAAGAAGCAAGAGCAGGCUGAACGGCGCAAAAAGGUCUUAUCUAUAUGGGAAAUAAAGGGCAAGCCCUCACCAUUAUCCAAACGCCAUUGUUUGGUGCUGGACACUGAGAUAUGUGAAUGGGAUAUUCCUGGGAUUGUGAGUCUGCUUCAAAGUUCACCUUAUUUGAAGAAACUAGUAAUAAAUUUGUAUUACUGCGACAACUCCAAGGAAAGAUCAUUGCUUCUCUUUCUUCGGAUAUAUUAGAAAUGUUGCAUAUUUGAACUAU
This is a messenger RNA of Hibiscus syriacus, 498 nucleotides long. RefSeq lists its product as uncharacterized. NCBI's taxonomy places the organism in Eukaryota, Viridiplantae, Streptophyta, Magnoliopsida, Malvales, Malvaceae. Gene Ontology annotation, cellular component: nucleolus. The transcript has 3 exons. Gene Ontology annotation, molecular function: RNA binding. The record is from RefSeq and is a predicted model, not a curated record. The coding region runs from base 57 to 476 and encodes 139 amino acids.